Molecule: messenger RNA, 1281 nt
Organism: Rhizophagus irregularis DAOM 181602=DAOM 197198
Lineage: Eukaryota; Fungi; Glomeromycota; Glomeromycetes; Glomerales; Glomeraceae
Source: RefSeq, a predicted model, not a curated record
AUGAAUAAAGAUAUUAAACAUGUGGUAAGGUCUAAUAAAGAUCCGUCGCGUAGAGAAAAGGCCCAAAGUAUACUCAAUAAUUGGAAAAGUUGGGUUAAUGACUUCAAAAAAUUCAAUCGGGAUAAUAAAAAAUUGCAAAAACUAAUUUCAGAACGUAAUAGUAUUUUGAUGGCAGUACAAAAAAAUGAAAUUAUUAAAUUUACAGUAGUGAGAGAUAAGGUAGCACGUACAAUGCUUACGCGACAAUUAGAAAACUUCAAGGAUGAGAGGCCAAAAAAGUGCAUGCAUAUAGAACAAGAUCCAACUAUUCAAUCUCAUCAAACUCCACAACCCAUUGAAAUCAUUGAGAUUUCAAGCGAUGAUGACAAUUCGGAUAUAUAUUCUGACUUUGAUGACGAAAAUAACAAUAAGGACGAUUUAGAAAUUGUGAUCGAAGUUGGUCCAGAUAUUGCUCCCACCGAACUAAAGUCAAAGGGAACUAUAUCGGUAUAUCCGGCUGAAGAUAGGCCAACAGACACUUGGGUGUUGCCCUCUGGAAAGUUUGUGGCUGAUGCGAUAUGUGGUCCCCCUACCCUUCAUAAAUCCCAUCCAUCUAAUAUGGGGAUUGUACAUCUUGGAGCAAAGAAUUCCCUUGUGGAAUAUUCGGAAUAUCUCCACAAUAUAAGAUUUGAUACAAAAAAUAAACAGAUGGAAUUCGCCAUAAAUAUACUCUGGUGGUUAGGCGAAUUCUACCUUCAAACAAGCGCAAAUCAGCGCUUAAUUCAGCGUAAACUUAAGCUGGAAGAUGGCAAUCCAUUAGGUCUUAAGAUUGAUAGAGUUUUCCAGUCUGCUGAUAACAAGCCAUUCGAAUUUGGGAUGAUAGAAUUGUCUGGUGGAUAUAAUACUAAUGAUUUUCCUCGAUAUCUAAAAGAUCAUGUUCGUGGUUGCUGGGGUAUGCAAAAUAACAUUGCAACAAAGCUUGCAUUUGGUGAUUAUAAGAAUAUGAGGCAGCUUCGUGCGUGGUUCCUUCAUACGCAUGGUGGACAAGACGUUCAAGUUUGGGGAAUGGAUAUACCCAAAGGUUUAAAUGACACUGUUGAUGUACUUGAAAAUUUAAAGAAGUCACACAAUCGCAAUUCAAUUAUAUCUAAAAAAUCGGAAUUAAAAACAUAUAUUUAUCAUAUUAAACAAUCUCCAAAAAAACCUACUGGCAAAAAAGCGCAUAAUAUCAAUCCAAUGAAGCGUGAAGAAAUCAAGGAUCCACCUUCACCUUCACCAAUGCCAAAAAAUGAAUCUUUUUAA